AUGCCCUACAACACCACAGCAAUCCCUCCGAGAAAGGAGGUGACAGGCCAAACGCAACUGCCAUUAUCCAGAGUCAAGAAGAUCAUCGCCCAAGAUCAAGAUGUUCAGAUCUGCUCAAACAAUGCAUCAUUUGCAAUCACAGUCGCAACAGAAAUGUUUAUACAACAUCUAGCAGCAAAAGCGUUGGACCAGGCAAAGGCAGAGCGUAAGCCGAGGAGAAAUAUUCAAUACAAGGACAUCGCCAACGCAGUACAUGGACACGACAACCUCGAGUUCCUCGAGGACCUUGUGCCCAAAACGGUCAAGUUCAAGGAUGUCAAGGCCACAGCUGCCGCAACGCGUGCCAGCUUGCGCGGGGGCCGGUCAGCGGAUGACGCUGAGGACGAGGAGCCGCGUGCGCCCGCGCCCAACGGCACCAAGAAGCAUAAGUCGAGCGCCAGCCGCUCGAGUCUUAACGGCAGCGUGGACAUCGGCAGUAUGCUUGGCAACGGCCGCGGCGCCAACGGAACGGAGCCACGCCGUCAAAGCGAUGCCGAGGAUAACUCUGCAGAUCCGAAUGACCAACUUGAGAUGGAGAUGAGGCAGGCAAGGGGCAACGACGGCGAUGUUGAGAUGGCCGACUAG
Truncatella angustata is the source of this 624-nucleotide messenger RNA. RefSeq names its product histone-fold-containing protein. Gene Ontology annotation, molecular function: protein heterodimerization activity. The record is from RefSeq and is a predicted model, not a curated record. The transcript has 4 exons. Bases 1 to 624 code for a protein of 207 amino acids. Gene Ontology annotation, cellular component: CHRAC; nucleus. NCBI's taxonomy places the organism in Eukaryota, Fungi, Ascomycota, Sordariomycetes, Amphisphaeriales, Sporocadaceae.